GAGAAAAUCAAAGUUUGGUUUGUGAUGCAAAGGGACUUGUCUCGGCUUUCAUUAUGGAUGUUAUUCCUGUAUGAAGAAGUGCAGGGAUCCCAGUGGAUUCAACAAGCUGUUCAAUACGGAUAAACCUCAGGAAAGCCCGCGCUCUUUUUAUUCACUAUGAAGUCUCAGUGUCGUUUUGUUACGAUUCUAAGACACUGCACAGUUUUUGGGGAACGUUGAGGAAUCUGUGCGACUGACGCGCUGCAUUAGAGAGAAGGCCAUCUGAUCUGCAGGCUCCGUGUACAAGUGAUCUGAUGAUGGUGAAACUCCGCUAAAGUCAAAGCGCGUGUGUGUUGUGUGCGUGUGUGAUUAUACAUAGAUAUAGAUAUAGAUAUAUUUUUGCUGUUGGUUCCCUGAAGCGCCACCCAAACACUGGCGGGGUGUCGAGCACCGUGCAGCUCUGAAAAUAAUGAAAGAGAAGUCGAAAAAUGCGGCCCGAACUCGGAGGGAGAAGGAGAACAGUGAGUUUUAUGAGCUGGCUAAGCUUCUGCCGCUGCCCUCCGCCAUCACAUCUCAGCUCGAUAAAGCGUCCAUCAUCCGCCUGACCACCAGCUACCUGAAAAUGAGACUGGUGUUUCCUGAAGGUUUGGGGGAAUCCUGGGGCCACGUGAGCAGAGCCAGUUCUCUGGACAAUGUGGGCCGUGAGCUCGGAUCACAUUUACUACAGACUUUGGACGGGUUUAUUUUUGUAGUCGCCCCGGAUGGGAAGAUCAUGUACAUUUCUGAGACUGCUUCUGUGCAUUUAGGCCUGUCCCAGGUAGAGCUGACGGGGAACAGUAUUUAUGAGUACAUCCACCCUGCUGAUCAUGAUGAGAUGACCGCAGUGCUCACAGCGCACCAGCCUUACCAUUCUCACUUCGUCCAGGAGUAUGAGAUGGAGCGCUCUUUCUUUUUGAGAAUGAAAUGCGUCCUGGCCAAAAGAAACGCAGGCUUGACGUGCGGCGGCUAUAAGGUGAUUCAUUGCAGCGGCUACCUAAAAAUCCGGCAGUACAGUUUAGACAUGUCACUGUUUGAUGGCUGCUAUCAGAACGUCGGUCUGGUUGCCGUGGGUCACUCACUGCCUCCAAGUGCAGUGACGGAAAUCAAGCUCCACAGCAACAUGUUCAUGUUCAGAGCCAGCCUGGACAUGAAGCUCAUCUUCCUUGACUCCAGGGUGGCGGAGCUUACUGGCUAUGAGCCACAGGAUUUAAUAGAGAAGACUCUUUACCAUCACGUCCACAGCUGUGACACCUUUCACCUACGCUGUGCACACCACUUGUUGUUGGUGAAGGGUCAGGUCACUACAAAGUACUACAGGUUUUUGGCUAAGGAAGGCGGCUGGGUGUGGGUGCAGAGCUAUGCAACCAUUGUGCACAACAGCAGAUCCUCCAGACCUCACUGUAUUGUCAGUGUGAACUAUGUCCUCACGGAAACUGAGUAUAAAGGCCUACAGCUGUCUUUAGACCAAGCGGCAUCCAACAAACCAUCGUUCACCUACAGUAGCCCAUCCAACCCGGUCAGUGACAACAGGAAGGCGAGUAAAAGCAGGGUGUCUCGUACCAAACCCAAAACACGCCUCUCUCCAUACCCCCACUACCCGGGAUUCCACACUGAGCGCUCUGAAUCUGAUCAGGACAGCAGCCCAUGGGGUGGGAGUCCUCUGACUGAUUCUGCCUCCCCACAGCUAUUAGAUCAAAGUGAAAGCAUGGAUGCGUCUUGUGUGUACCGCCAAUUCCCAGAGCCCCGCCCUCUGUGCUACAGCCUUCCUCUGUCUGAGGAGCAUCACACAUCCAGUGAUCAUCAAGGUCACAGUCAUUCUCAAGCCUGUGAGCGUGGCCGCUGUGAAGCUGGCAGGUACUUCCUGGGUACUCCACAGACUGGGCGUGAGGCAUGGUGGGGUGCCGCCCGCUCUCUCCUGCCUCUACCCAAAUCCCCACCUGAGAAUGGAGAUGGGUAUGAGUGUGCGAUGCCCCACAUCACCUCCAUCCACAGCCUACAUGUGAGAGGCCACUGGGAUGAGGACAGCACGGUCAGCUCUCCUGAUGCUGGCUCAGCCAGUGACUCAGGCGACCGAUACCGAAUUGAGCACUUUCGCUCUAGCCCACAGGAGCCCAGUAAGAUUGAGACACUGAUCCGGGCCACACAGCAGAUGAUAAAAGAGGAGGAAAACAGGCUGCAGCUGAGGAAGAGUGGUACCGAACGAAAUCUAGGGCCUGCUAAUGGUCUGGGUAAAAGCACCAGCUCCUGCUUUAGUAAUGAGUUUGCCCAGACAGCGCUGCAGGGUGUUGUGUGUCGGGGUUCAGCUCAGGUGAUCAGCCCCGCCCCCAGCCCUACCCCUCUGUCUCGUCUCAGCAGCCCCAGCUCUGAACAGUUGGCCAAAGCCAAAGACUUCCUGCAAACUGAGCUUUCAUCGCCACAACAGCAGCAACAACAGCAACAGCUGGGCCUUGCAGGCUCCUGCGCUGUCUCUCCCACUCCUGCACUCUACCCCUCUCAUCCACGCCAGUAUCUGGACAAACACACUGCCUACUCACUCAGCAGCUACACACUGGAGCACCUCUAUGAGGCAGACAGCUUCAGGGGAUACGCGCUAGGAUGCGCAAGCUCCUCCCACUACGACAUGACCUCUCACCUGCGCAUGCAGACCGAGCAAACCACCAGCCAUAAAGGGACCUCCGUCAUCAUCUCCAAUGGCAGCUGACGCUCAGACCCUGACUCUGUCUCUGAAAAGAGACAAAACACCCAAUAAUUCUGUAGUUUCCUGUUCUGAGAUUGGUUAUGUUUAUAUUUGCAUUGCUUAGA
This is a messenger RNA of Tachysurus vachellii, 2820 nucleotides long. RefSeq names its product SIM bHLH transcription factor 1a (gene sim1a). Gene Ontology annotation, molecular function: DNA-binding transcription factor activity, RNA polymerase II-specific; protein dimerization activity; RNA polymerase II transcription regulatory region sequence-specific DNA binding. The record is from RefSeq and is a predicted model, not a curated record. The coding region runs from base 449 to 2719 and encodes 756 amino acids. NCBI's taxonomy places the organism in Eukaryota, Metazoa, Chordata, Actinopteri, Siluriformes, Bagridae. The transcript has 12 exons. Gene Ontology annotation, biological process: regulation of transcription by RNA polymerase II.